Molecule: messenger RNA, 753 nt
Organism: Tuber aestivum (summer truffle)
Lineage: Eukaryota; Fungi; Ascomycota; Pezizomycetes; Pezizales; Tuberaceae
Source: the annotation of a GenBank genome assembly
GGUUUUAUUCUUUCUUGCAACUUCUGCAAAUCCUCUUAACAGCAAAUUUCACCAGCCCCACUUUGUGUGCAACUGCGUAAUAUACUUCCCCCUCUCCCCUCUUUAAUCCACAGUUGCUCUUCCCUUCUGAGCCACUUGUCUCUCUGCCUGCCAGUCCUUGGAUUUAGUGGCAUCUUGGUUGCCGUGGAAAAUAUGAUUCUUCAUUGCACAUAAAUUCUGGUUGCGCAGGAGUCAGCGAUGGGUCCGGUUGUACCUGAACUUUACGAAUGGCACUAUGCGAUCUGGUCGUCCCACUGCGACUCCAAGCAGUUCCAUGGGACUGCAUUUAAGUUUUGCACCUGUAGACGCUUGCAACCGGGACGAGGCUGAUGCGUUUCUCAACAAAAACCCUGAUCUGAGACCUGCAUCGAGCGCUGCAUCUUUGGGUCUUACAAGUCAGGUGCUCGAGCACUCAGCACGAGAGUACUCGUACUGUACGGUACUCAAGUAAUGUCCAGUAACGUCCGAUUACAGUCCUGUGAUCACAACUGUCGGUCAGUUCCUGCCAACGGGAUUCCUUUCAGACAACGUAGGCUUUACACCCUUGAAUAGAGAUUGUCCUCCCCUCCCCUUGGGCGAGCUGAGCUGAGGGUCCAGGGUGGACUUGCCGGAAGUUCUCUGACUCUGCACUCAACUCUACUCGUGCCCUACCGUACUUUCCUUGUGGAGUAAGAUCCCGUACUUUGCUUCCCCUUUGGUUGGACCUGAUGCCGC